CGUCCUCUUGCGCUCUCGCUUGCUGAAGCCUUCGAGCUCGUCUUCUCAUCGGUCGGGAGCGUUGUGCCGGACCAAAUUGGAUUGAUAUGGCUGCAAGUGAGGGCAAUGGUGCUCGUGCCGGUGGUAAGGGUUGCGAUCAUCUUUUGCCUGAUCAUGUCAGUGAUGCUGUUCAUUGAGAAGUUCUCCAUGGGGCUCGUUAGCUUCUAUGUUAAGGUCUUCCGCCGGAAGCCGGAAAAGAUCUACAAAUGGGAGCCCAUCAGAGAGGACGAGGAGUUGGGAACUCUGGCUUAUCCUAUGGUCCUCGUACAAAUUCCCAUGUACAAUGAGAGAGAGGUCUAUCGGCUAUCGAUUGGAGCUGUAUGCAAUCUUGUGUGGCCAUCUGAUCGACUCAUCAUACAAGUUCUUGAUGAUUCGACUGAUUUAACAAUCAGGGAUAUGGUGCAGAAGGAAUGUGACAAAUGGCUAGGAAAGGGAAUAAAUAUACAUUAUAUAUCAAGAGAUAAUAGAAAUGGAUAUAAAGCUGGUGCAAUGAAAGAAGCAAUGGAGAUUGACUAUGUACAACAAUGUGAACAUGUUGCAAUAUUCGAUGCUGAUUUCCAGCCUGCAUCUGAUUUUCUCAUACGAACUGUCCCUUUCUUGAUGAACAAUCCCGAAAUUGCUCUUGUUCAAGCUCGAUGGAAAUUUGUGAAUGCUGAUGAAUGCCUGAUGACAAGGAUACAGGAGAUGUCAUUGAAUUAUCACUUCAAGAUUGAACAACAAUCUGGCUCAUCAACUUUUGCUUUCUUUGGUUUUAAUGGGACUGCUGGUGUUUGGCGGAUCCAAGCUAUUAAUGAAGUCGAAGGUUGGAAGGAACGAACAACUGUAGAAGACAUGGAUUUAGCUGUUAGAGCAUCUCUGGCAGGUUGGAAAUUUGUGUAUGUUGGUAACGUUAAGGUUAAGAGCGAGCUGCCAAGCACUUAUAAAGCUUAUCGCUUUCAACAGCACCGUUGGUCUUGUGGACCAGCAAAUUUGUUUCGGAAAGUGGCGAUGGAGAUAAUAAAGGCCAAGAAAGUACCUCUUGGGAAGAAAUUCUUUUUGGUCUACAACUUCUUCUUUGCUCGGAGAAUUAUUUCUCAUAAUGUUACCUUCUUUUUCUACUGCGUGGUGAUUCCGGUAUCUGUUUUUUUCCCUGAAAUUCAAAUUCCAAGGUGGGGAGCAGUUUACAUUCCGACAGCCAUUACACUUCUCAAUUCAGUUGGAACUCCAAGCUCUAUUCAUCUAACCAUCUUUUGGAUCUUAUUCGAGAAUGCCAUGUCUUGGCAUCGAUGCAAAGCAGUCUUCAUUGGUCUAACAGAAGCAGAUAGGGUUAAUGAAUGGAUUGUCACUGAGAAACUCGGGGACAUGAUGAAGGCAAAAUCAAUUUCCACAGUAGUUAAGAAGUUCGGAACCAAAUUCUGGGAGAGAUUCCAUUUCGCGGAGAUUGCAAUUGGAGUGUACCUCAUACUGUGUGCUUCCUAUGACUACGCCUUCAAUACCGACCGCUACUUCAUAUAUAUCUUCCCACUGUCUCUCUCCUUUCUUAUUAUGGGAUUUGGUUACGUUGGUACCUUUGUCCCUGGAAGCAAGUAGUUGAACAUAACCAGGACUCCAAAAUUAUGCACUAGCCUAGUGAUAUCCUCUUCUUCAAGCUACUCCCAGCAAAUUCUUUUAUGCUUCCACCAUUCCAUGAUUUCAUUGGAUUUGUCAAUGUGUAUAAUAAAAGGGCACUUCAUAGCUUAUGAUGAAGCAUUCAGCUCAUAUCAUGAAACUUCUUGUAAUGAAAGCAUACAUAAUGGGAAAAAAAUAAGCCAAAUUGCUCUAGAUAACAAUAAAAUUAAGGAAGGACAGGAUGAGGGGAACGAAGUGAUACAGAAAAGUACUCUGCGCAGCAAUAAAGACAAGAACAAUUCUUUGGUUUAUUAUGAGUUGGUGUAAACUUCAUUCUGAUGAAUAUUAAUCACUUGAUUACAUGUAUCUCUCUUAUUAUGUUAAUGAACUAUUGAUAUUGUUUGAAGAA
Molecule: messenger RNA, 2035 nt
Organism: Phoenix dactylifera (date palm)
Lineage: Eukaryota; Viridiplantae; Streptophyta; Magnoliopsida; Arecales; Arecaceae
Product: putative glucomannan 4-beta-mannosyltransferase 11
Cellular component (GO): Golgi apparatus
Molecular function (GO): mannan synthase activity
Source: RefSeq, a predicted model, not a curated record